AUGAUCGUCCGCGGACACGAAAUAUUCUCCCCCAUCCCCCUGGUUGGGGAACUGAUCAGCGCCGCCGUGGUGAUGGGCAUUCUGGCCGGCUACGAGCAUUACAUCGACCGCGCAAAUGCCUCGAACAACGGCCGAAUCGUCUACUCUCUUGUGAUAGCAUUUCUUACCCUCUUUUCGAUAAUCCUAUUGAUCCCAUUCCACGCCUCCUUCUACUUCUUCGGGCUGGACUUUAUUUUCUUCGUCUGCUGGAUGGUUGCGUUCGGCUUAAUGGCCAAUCUGACUGUCUCCCACGUAUGCAAUUCGACCUGGAUCUGGCAUGACUGGGGCUAUUACUAG
Aspergillus steynii IBT 23096 is the source of this 336-nucleotide messenger RNA. RefSeq lists its product as uncharacterized. NCBI's taxonomy places the organism in Eukaryota, Fungi, Ascomycota, Eurotiomycetes, Eurotiales, Aspergillaceae. The transcript is spliced from 2 exons. The record is from RefSeq and is a predicted model, not a curated record. The coding region runs from base 1 to 336 and encodes 111 amino acids.